This is a messenger RNA of Trichophyton rubrum CBS 118892, 1129 nucleotides long. RefSeq lists its product as uncharacterized. Lineage: Eukaryota; Fungi; Ascomycota; Eurotiomycetes; Onygenales; Arthrodermataceae. The transcript has 2 exons. Gene Ontology annotation, cellular component: mitochondrion; membrane; cytoplasm. Bases 475 to 933 code for a protein of 152 amino acids. The record is from RefSeq and is a predicted model, not a curated record.
GGAAGAAGCUCCACCAGGUCAGCAGGACGAGAGGAUGAGCAGAGAUUGAGCCCUGCGAUGGCGCGUCUUCUUCAUCAUUGUUUAGACCAGCUAUAUAAGCCUGAGGAGCCUAUGAAGCUGGCUGUCUCACACCCGACGCUCCCAAGGAUAAGGCAGGGAAACUCAUAAUGCUGCGGUGGUGAGUUCGCUGGGCCUUCGGGUCAUCGGAGAUAUAUCUUUCUCCUUCCCCUUGAUAACUUUAGGAUUCGUUCUUCUCAUCAUCUCUACGCAGGUAUCAAGCAAAGCUGGCUGCUCGCCCAUUGCUUACACAGAGCGUCGGUAGUGCUGUGAGUUUCCAACAUGACGCUUCCUUCUCAAGUUUGCAGUUUGCUAAUUGAUGGCCUCUAGGUACUCUUUGGAACCGGAGAUGUCCUAGCCCAACAGCUCGUCGAUAGAGUCGGAAUUGAGAAGCAUGAUUUCGCGCGUACUAGUCGAAUGGUUCUCUACGGAGGAGCAAUCUUCGGACCUGGCGCCACGACUUGGUACAAGUUCAUGCAACGAAGCAUAGUUCUUAAAAACCCCAAGCUUACAUUAGUUGCUAGAGUGUGUGCAGAUCAGACCCUGUUCACUCCUACGCAUCUGACCUGCUUCCUAUCCUCCAUGGCGAUCCUCGAAGGAAAUGACCCAUUGGAAAGGCUGCGAACCAGUUUUGGCACUGCCUACAAGACCAAUCUCAUGCUCUGGCCAUGGGUACAGGCAGCCAACUUCACAUUCGUGCCUUUGGAGCAUCGAGUUCUUGUCGUCAACCUCGUUAGUCUUGGUACGUGUUUUGUUCCAUGCGGCGAGCCUCCCCGCGAAUACAGUACUUCUUUGCUAAUUCUUGACUACCAACCUCUAGGCUGGAACUGCAUUCUCAGUCUCAUAAACAGUAAGGGUGAAAAGGAUAGCGCCUAAUCUGUUUCCCUGUUGUCGUGAAUUCUUGUUGCGCUUUUUCUCGUUCUAAGCAUAGCGAUCCUUCUCCCCUCUCUUGCUUUUUCUUAACGUUACAAAGUGGCCACAGACCGGUCCUGCCACUUCGGCAGAUUUAUAGCAUAGAAUAGUUUGGAAGAUUAUAUUUGUAUUAAUAUACCACCUUCGUUUAGACGAUAAA